AAGAUGACAUCUACCUGUGGUGUGAGUCUGCAGACUUGUGAGGAGACAGCACUGGAGUACACAGUGCUCCUGUUUUAGGCUAGAUAGAGCCACAAGGUGGUCCAAAAGAAAUGACUUCUAAAACUGAUAGUCCUCCAUCCUAUGAGGACGCGUUGCAUCAUCCCAAGUCUGGUAACUACCCCUACCAGUCACAACAUGGUGCCCCUCUUCCCCCACCUCCAUCUUACAGCCCCAGCCCCAGCAUGAGCCUUGGCUCGCAUGGCUACUGGGGCCAGGGGGGCGUCUACCCUCAGGCCAGCAUGUAUCCAGGCCCUGGCUUCUCUCCAUCUGGGAUGCCCAUACCCACUCUGUCUGCUGGACUGCCUGCUUCCAACCUAGGAGACAUGGAAGAUUAUUUCAGCACCCAGUGGGAAAGCACAUCUAUUCGGCAUGCUUUCAUCAGAAAGGUCUACUUGAUUUUAACGGUUCAGCUUUUAGUCACCUUUUCAGUUGUUGCUGUCUUUACAUUUGUUGACCCAGUGAAGCUGUUUGUCAUCAAAUACCCUGGCAUCUACUGGGCAUCUUUUGUGGUUUAUUUUUUGGUUUACUGCAUUCUCAUCUGCUGCAAAGAACCAAGGAGGCGUUUUCCAUGGAAUCUCGUGCUGCUGGGGGUAUUUACUCUUGCCUUGUCUUACAUGGCAGGAACAAUUUCAAGCUAUUACGAAACAAAAGCUGUGUGUCUGGCUAUGGGAAUAACAGCAAUAGUGUGUAUAGCUGUGACAAUCUUCUGCUUCCAAACGAAGGUGGACUUCACUUCCUGUGGGGGAUUUCUCUGUAUCGCUGCGGUUUUGCUCAUGAUCAUUGGGAUUGUUACAGCCAUUGUGCUCUCCUUUAAAUACGUCCCCUGGCUGCAUAUGCUCUACGCUGCAAUCGGAGCCAUUGUUUACACUCUGUUUUUAGUGUACAACACACAGCUUCUUAUUGGGAAUCGGGAGUUGGCCAUCAGCCCAGAGGAGUACGUCUACGGAGCGCUUUCUCUCUACGUUGAUAUCGUCCACAUCUUCCUCUUCAUCCUUCAAGUCAGCGGCGCAGCAACCGAAUAAACCAAAGCUUUGAGGACAUGUUGCCAUCUAGAGUUUGGACUUACGGUGUGUUUGUUGACAGUAAUGUUACACAUGUACAAGAGUAUAAAUCAGGUUGCAGUAUUACUAUCAGAGUUGAAAUGAAUUUAAAUGAUUGUAUAUAGUUGUAUUUAUAUGUCAGUAACACUGGAGCACUUUGAAACAAGGCUGUUGACGUUAUAAAACCAAGUAUAAAUGAAGUGAAAUGCUUCGGCUUUGCAUUAUUGUUGUAAAUUACCAUUUAUGUGCAUGUUAAUCAAUGUAAGAGAGUCAUGAAUUUAUUUACACAGCGAUGUGAGAAAAAGCCCUCCUACUCUGACCCCCCUCCCCAAAAUACAAAAACAAAGCCAUAUAGUUGUUAUUAUCAGUGUUUAAUUAUAUCAGUUACUUACAAAACAUGUAUAGCUACAGUCACAUUAGUGAACACCGCAAUCAUUCUGUGCUGGUAGUAGGAGGGACCUGGAUCUGGAUGAAAGUAUUUCAAUCUGCUCAUGUUUAAAACCUCAAACACUGACCCACUGAUCAGAAGGUGAAUUAAGUGUGUGUAGCCUUCUUGAAUAACUUAUUUCUUCUCUUUUUAUUGUAUCUCUUGUCAAUUGUUAGAAAACUACACACCUCUCAAUAAAGUACUCCCCACUG
Messenger RNA from Melanotaenia boesemani (Boeseman's rainbowfish), 1739 nucleotides. RefSeq names its product protein lifeguard 3-like. Bases 111 to 1082 code for a protein of 323 amino acids. Gene Ontology annotation, biological process: negative regulation of apoptotic signaling pathway. The transcript is spliced from 12 exons. Gene Ontology annotation, cellular component: membrane; Golgi apparatus; endoplasmic reticulum. The record is from RefSeq and is a predicted model, not a curated record. NCBI's taxonomy places the organism in Eukaryota, Metazoa, Chordata, Actinopteri, Atheriniformes, Melanotaeniidae.